Molecule: messenger RNA, 1183 nt
Organism: Vicia villosa (hairy vetch)
Lineage: Eukaryota; Viridiplantae; Streptophyta; Magnoliopsida; Fabales; Fabaceae
Product: dehydrodolichyl diphosphate synthase 2-like
Exons: 3
Coding region: 83-1030 (315 amino acids)
Biological process (GO): response to cold; polyprenol biosynthetic process; plastid membrane organization
Cellular component (GO): chloroplast stroma
Source: RefSeq, a predicted model, not a curated record
CCACCUUUCAUUUCUCACAUGCAUUAGCCAAAUCAAGAAAACCCUUAUCAAUAUAACCCUUCUUCACAUUAUUAUUACUACCAUGUUUUCUUUAAGACUCUCCAUUCCAUUAGAGAAAACUCUAAUAACAUAUUCUACACCAAAAACAAUUACCUCUUAUAAUUUUAAUUAUUACUCUUAUCAUAAUUUUCUUCCAUAUUCUUCUAAAUCCAUUAUCAAACACAGCACAAUCUCCAUGGCUUUUAAGGAUGAAGUGAAAGGAGAAACUUUUAUCGACGAAGAUUUUUCCGAAUUGGAGCCAUUGCCGGGAGAGCUGAAGGCGGAGCUGAUGCCAAAGCAUGUGGCGGUGAUUAUGGAUGGGAACGGGAGGUGGGCGAAGAUGAAAGGGUUACCGGUGUCUUCCGGUCACGUCGCUGGUGUGAAGUCGUUGAAAAGGAUGGUGAAGCUAUGUUAUAGUUGGGGAAUAAAAGUUCUCUCCAUUUUUGCGUUUUCUACUGAUAACUGGAUCAGGCCUAAGGUGGAAGUUGAAUUCUUAUUUACACUCUUUGAAAGAUCAAUACUUUCUCAAUUUGAAGAAUGCAAGAGGGAAGGAAUUAAAAUAUCUGUAAUUGGAGAUACAUCAAAGCUCCCCAAAACUUUGCAACAAAUGAUAGCUGAUAUUGAGGACUAUACGAAGGAGAAUUCAAAAUUCCAAGUUAUUUUGGCAGUUAACUAUGGUGGGAAAUAUGAUGUAGUCCAAGCAUGUAAGAGUGUAGCUAAGAAAGUGAAAGAUGGCCUUAUUCAUUUGGAAGACAUUAAUGAAAACAUGUUUGAAAAGGAGUUGGAGACAAACUGUACUGAGUUUCCUUACCCAGAUUUAUUGAUCCGGACAAGUGGAGAACUUAGAGUUAGUAAUUUUUUGUUAUGGCAAUUGGCAUACACAGAAUUUUUCUUUAAUAACAAAUUGUGGCCAGAUUUUGGGAAGGAUGAGUUUAUAGAGGCCUUAAUAUCAUUUCAACAUAGACAUAGACGUUAUGGUGGGAGAUAUUAAUUAGUUCAUAACCAUUUAUUUUCUAAUAUCAUAGUUGUGAUAUAUUAGUAUGACAAAUUUACAAAUAUAUGUCUAGACUCUAAAGUAUGUAGAUUCUUAUUGUAUACUUAUAGAUAAAAUAAAUAAAGUUUUUCUUUACAUGUGCUUGUGAGU